AUGUGCCGCAGAGUCCGUGUCCAUUUUUUGCAUGAAACGGAGCUGAUCAUUUCCUGCCUGUAAACGAAAGUGAAAUUAAGUGUCGAGAUUUUAAAGGCAGAGUCGAAAGUUUGUCAAGAAAUACUUUAUCAAGAUUCUGGAAUAAUUUAAAGAUAUUCUAUGUUUCAAGAGAGAUGACAUUCCAUGUCCCUAGAGCCAACUUCUGCAGCUGAGGAUCCCAGUGAAAGUCCCCGCCUUCGACCACUGCCCAAUUCACACUGCACCCGACCCCUUUGGCCCCUCCUACAGAGGCCCCAGCAGGAAUCAUCUGGUCUGGAUCAGCAUAAAAAUGGAUGGAUCUGCUUCUGAAAUGCGCCCCCCUGUGGGGUGUAACAGAAAGAGCCCUGAGAGUGUCCUGAUGAAGAGAGCAGACUCCCCUGUACCCAGCUGUGUUUCCAUGAAGAGUGACUGGUCAAUGGAGCCUCCACAUGCCUUCAGAGAGGGACCUUUCCCUACAGAUCAAAGAGACCAAAUGGAAGAAUGCAGUUCAGAUCUACAUGAUAAAUCGGGUUUAUCAUCCAUAUUGAAGUUGCUAGAGGAAAAAGCCAUGAAGUUCCUAAAGGAGGAACUGAAGACGUUUGUGAGGUACCUAGAUCAGAAUUACCCAGAAUGCUCUGAGCCUCAGCUGGAGGAGGACAAUGACUUGGACUGUGAUGGUCAGAUGCAGAAGACCAGUGUUAGAGAGGUAGCUCUGAAGAUCACACUGUACAUCCUGAGGACCAUGAAGCAAAAUGAUCUUGCUGACCUGCUGGACAAGAGAAAGCUCAUGCUACAGGAAAUCAAAGCUAAACUUAAGAAGCAAUUUGAGUGUGUAUUUGAAGGGAAAGCUAAGGAAGGACAGCCAACACUUCUCAGUGAGAUUUACACAGAACUCUACAUAACUGAAGGUGGGACUGGAGCAGUCAAUGAUGAACAUGAAGUGAGACAGAUUGAAACAGCAUCCAAGAAAAGGCAAACAGAAGAUACUACAGUCAAGUGCAAUGAUAUAUUUAAACCCUUAUGUGGGCGUGUGACACCUAUCAGAACUGUACUCACUAAAGGGGUGGCAGGUAUCGGGAAAACAGUCUCUGUGCAGAAAUUCAUUCUCGACUGGGCAGAAGGAAAAGCAAACCAGGAUGUUCACUUCAUAUUUGCUCUUCCUUUCCGGGACCUGAAUUUGAUUAAGGGUGAAUACAGUCUGAUUGAACUGCUUCACCACUUUGUCCCAGAACUGAAAUCAUUUCAAUCCACUGACCUGUUUAGCUCCAAAGUCUUGUUCAUCUUUGAUGGUCUGGAUGAGUGUCGCCUUCCUCUGGAUUUUCAGAACAAUGACAGCUGGUUUGAUGUAACAAAGAAAACGUCACUGGAUGUGCUGUUGACUAACCUCAUUAAGGGGAAUCUGCUCCCAUCCGCUCUCCUCUGGAUAACCUCCCGGCCAGCAGCAGCCAAUCAGAUACCUGCUAAGUGUGUCCACCAGGUGACAGAAAUACGAGGGUUCAGUGAUGCCCAGAAGGAGAAGUAUUUCAAGAAGAGAUUUAAUGAUCAGAGCCUGGCCAGCAGGAUUAUCGCACAUGUGAAAUCAUCAAGGAGCCUCUUCAUCAUGUGCCACAUACCUGUGUUCUGCUGGAUUUCAGCCACUGUGCUUAAGAGGCUUAUUAGUGAGACUGACAGGGGAGAAAUUCCAAGGACUCUGACUGAAAUGUACACACACUUCCUGAUCUUUCAGACAAGUUUAAAAAAUGACAAGUAUAUGAAAAACCAUGAAACUAAGCUUAAGGAAUACAGCAAGGAAUUUCUUUUGACACUUGGCAAACUUGCUUUUGACAACCUUGAGAAAGGAAAUCUCAUAUUUUAUGAGCAAGAUCUGACAGAGAAUGGCAUUGAUGUCAGUGAAGAUCCAGUUUACUCUGGAGUGUGCACAGAAGUCUUUAAAGAGGAGUAUGGGUUGUACCAGGAGAAGGUGUACUGCUUUGUGCAUCUGAGCAUCCAGGAGUAUCUUGCUGCUUUAUAUGUGUUUCUGUCAAACUCAUCAGCUGACUUGCUGGAGACUGCAGUGGAUCAGGCAUUAGAGAGCAAGAAUGGACACUUGGACAUCUACCUCCGCUUCCUCCUGGGCCUCUCAACAGACUCCAGUAAGACUCUGUUACAAAGACUACUGAGGCCGACAAGAAUCAGCUCACAUACCAUUAAAGAUACAGCCCAGUACAUCAAGGAGAAAAUACAGGAGAAUUUAUCUCCAGAAAGGACCAUCAACCUGUUCCACUGUCUGACUGAACUGGGUGACAAUUCUCUAGUAGAGGAAGUACAAAGAUACCUGAAUUCAGGAAACAUUUCAGCAGAUGACCUCUCACCUGCACAGUACUCAGCUCUGGCCUUUGUGAUGCUGAUGUCAGAUGAGGAGCUGGAUGUGUUUGACCUGAAGAAAUACAUCAGAUCAGAUAAACAGCACUGCAGGCUGCUGCCUGUGGUCAAGAACUCCAGGACGGCUCUGCUGAACAGCUGUGAUCUCAUAGAUAAACACUGUGAAGUGCUGUCUUCAGCUCUCAGAUCAAACUCUUCCCCCCUGAGAGAGCUGGACCUGAGUGACAAUAACCUGAAGGAUUCAGGAGUGAAGCUGCUCUCUGCUGCACUGGGGGAUUUACACUGUAAACUGGAGAUACUGAGGCUGUCAGGCUGUAGAGUCACAGAAGAAGGCUGUUCUUCCCUGGCUUCAUCUCUGAGAUCAAACCCCUCACACCUGAGAGAGCUGGACCUGAGCUACAAUCACCCAGGAGACUCAGGAGUGAAGCUGCUCUCUGCUGUACUGGAGGAUCUCAGCUGUAAACUGGAGAAGCUGCAGGUGGGCCGGUGUGAACUCACAGAGAAAUGCUGUAAGGCACUGGCUUCAGCUCUCAGAUCAAACUCCUCACCCCUGAGAGAGCUGGACCUGAAUGACAAUGACCUGCAGGACUCAGGAGUGAAGCUGCUCUCUGCUGGACUGGGGGACUUACACUGUAAACUGGAGAUACUGAGACUGUCAGGCUGUAGAGUCACAGAAGAAGGCUGUUCUUCCCUGGCUUCAGCUCUGAGGUCAAACCCCUCACACCUGAGAGAGCUGGACCUGAGCUACAAUCACCCAGGAGACUCAGGAGUGAAGCUGCUCUCUGCUGUACUGGAGGAUCCCAGCUGUAAACUGGAGAAGCUGCAUGUGGAUCACGGUGGAGAGUGCAGGACCAGACCAGGCUUACAGAAAUACUCCUGCCACCUGACGCUGGACCCCAACACAGCACACAGAUUCCUGUCUCUUUCGGGGGGGAACAGGAAGGUGACAUGGGGGGCAGAGCAGCCAUAUCCUGAUCAUCCAGAGAGAUUUGACAGCUGCCCCCAAGUUCUGUGCAGAGAGAGUCUGACUGGCCGCUGCUACUGGGAGGCUGAGUGGGAUGGAGAUGGAGCUGAGAUAGGAGUGACUUAUAAAGGAAUCAGGAGGAAAGGAGUGAGUGACUGUGGGUUUGGAUACAGUGACAAGUCAUGGAGUCUGUGCUGUAAUACUAGCAGUUACUCUGUCCAGCACAAUGAUAAACAGACUCUCAUACCCAUACGGCCUUCAGGCUCCCGCAGAGUAGGAGUGUAUCUGGACUGGGGGGAUGGUGCUCUGUCCUUCUACAGAGUCUCCUAUGAUGGACUGACCCCCCUGCACAGAUUCACCUCCUCAUUCACUGAGUCCCUCUAUCCAGGGUUUCAGGUUUAUAGAAACUCCUCAGUGUCACUGUGACGUGUUGCUGGUUCUCCUGGCAAAAAGGUAAAAUCUCUGCUUUUUAACCUUCAUAAUCCUUUUUACUCUGAAAUGUACAGUACUGUGCAAAAGUCUUAGGCAGGCAAAGAAAAUGAUGUUUAGAUUA
Messenger RNA from Brienomyrus brachyistius, 3896 nucleotides. Its product is annotated as NACHT, LRR and PYD domains-containing protein 3-like. NCBI's taxonomy places the organism in Eukaryota, Metazoa, Chordata, Actinopteri, Osteoglossiformes, Mormyridae. The coding region runs from base 329 to 3769 and encodes 1146 amino acids. The record is from RefSeq and is a predicted model, not a curated record. Gene Ontology annotation, molecular function: protein binding. The transcript has 13 exons.